AUGCCUGAUAAAACAUUUGCCGAAAAAGGGAAAGAAUGCAAAGGGGGAAAAUUAGCUAAAGAAAGAAUAACAGUCAUGAUGUGUUGUAGUUGUACUGGAGAAAAACUAAAACCGUUAGUUAUUGGUAAAGCCCGCAAGCCCCGUUGUUUUGGCAGUCUUGACCCGUCAAAACUUCCCGUUAUUUGGCGCUCAAACAAAAAAUCAUGGAUGACCGGGGAAACGUUUAAGGACUGGAUAUUCGGUGUAAAUAAAGAAAUGAAAAGACAAAGCAGAAAAAUUCUUCUUUUUCUGGAUAAUGCCACAUCUCACCCACAUGAUUUAAAAUUAAGAAAUAUAACUCUGAAAUAUUUUCCACCGAAUACAACAUCCAAGUUACAACCUCUUGAUCUGGGGAUCAUACGUGCGUUUAAGGCUCGUUAUAGGAAACGUAUGACGGGACAUCUCUUAUCAAAAAUGGACACAUGUAAAACUGCUGCGGAAUUGACAAGAAAUGUCAGUGUACUUGAUGCAAUACACUGGAUCAACAAGGCAUGGGAUGAGACAAAACAAACCACAAUUGAAAGUUGUUUCCGCGACGCAGGUUUCCCGGUUGAAAUUACCGAAUCUUCAUCAUCUGAGAUUUCUGACGAUGACGACGACGAUGAUCUACCUUUAAGCAUCUUAAAAACGAAAUAUGAAAUGGCGGACGAAAACAACUUGGACAUAAUAACAGAGACGGAAAAUGACUUGGAAACAGAAGAGACGUAUGAUGGAGACUGGGAAACAAAGAUAUUGUCUGAAUAUAAAAACGACAAUACAAAAAAUGCAAGCAGUGAUUCUGAAGAUUCCGGUGAUGAAAUUAUUCAGACUGAUCUGACCUAUAACAAUGUUCUUGACAUGCUCAAAGAAAUGGGCAAAUUUGCAAUUGCUAAGGACGCCCGAUAUUUCGAAAGCAUCCAGUAUCUUACAACUCUGACGGAAGAGACUUUAAUUAAACAGCGACUUAACAAAAAACAGACAACAAUUGACACUUUUUUCACCAAACCUCAGGAACUGUAA
Molecule: messenger RNA, 1038 nt
Organism: Saccostrea cuccullata (small rock oyster)
Lineage: Eukaryota; Metazoa; Mollusca; Bivalvia; Ostreida; Ostreidae
Product: tigger transposable element-derived protein 6-like
Exons: 1
Coding region: 1-1038 (345 amino acids)
Cellular component (GO): nucleus
Molecular function (GO): DNA binding
Source: RefSeq, a predicted model, not a curated record